This is a messenger RNA of Python bivittatus (Burmese python), 1111 nucleotides long. The record is from RefSeq and is a predicted model, not a curated record. NCBI's taxonomy places the organism in Eukaryota, Metazoa, Chordata, Lepidosauria, Squamata, Pythonidae.
CUGGGAGAUUGGACUUACAUGCUUCAUAAUGCCUAUCCAAAGGCUCAAACCUUAUCAAUCAUAGUAACCAGCCAACCAGCAUCAGCAACUGUGCCUCCAUUGAAUGUGAAGCCCUAUUCAAGUACAGACAACAGUGUUUUCCCCAGUCCAGUGAUUAUUUAUGCAGAACUCAGUCAAGGAUUUUUGCCUUUUGUUGGUGCAAAUGUCAUAGCUAAAAUCAGAUCAAGCUCUGGAACGGAAGAGAUAGAACUUUGGGACAAUGGCUCUGGUGCAGACGUUAUCAAGCAUGAUGGAAUCUACUCCAGGUAUUUCACUUCAUUCAAAGAGAAUGGUAAAUACAGUAUAAAAGUGUGUGCCCACAGGAAAGAUAAGAUUGCCCGACAAGUCCUGAGAGAGAAUCUAGCUUUAUAUUUACCGGGUUAUAUAGAAAAUGGCACUAUACACAUGAAUCCACCAAAACCAACAGUUGAUAAGACCAAACUGACAGGAGGCAUGUUCAACUUUAAUAGAACUGUAGUAGCAAGUUCAGUUGCAGUGACAGGAGUGCCUCCUGGAGGCUAUCAAGAUAUCUACCCUCCGUGUAGAAUCGCUGACCUUGAGGUUCUGUUCAAUCUUAAUGAUGAAUUCUCUUUGUCAUGGACGGCUCCUGGGGAUGAUUAUGACAAUGGAACAGCUGAAAGUUAUGAAAUGAAGAUGAGUGAAAAUCCUUUGGAUUUACAAGAUGCUAAUUUUCAUAGUGCCCUUUCUGUGAACUUAUCUGAUCUGAAACCUGAAGUUGCUGGGGUCAAACAGAACUUUCAGUAUAAGACAAAAAAUUUCACCAAAGAAAAUGGCACUGAAGUCUUUUUUGCCAUUCGGGCCAUUGAUGACAGCAAAAAUGUUGGGCAAGUAUCUAAUAUAGCAAAAGCAGUUGUGCUUGUUCCUUCUUUGUCAAAAGCCUCAAUUGUAGCGAUAAUAUGUGGUAUUCUGAUGAUUACUUGUAUUUUAAUAAGUAUAGCAUUUUGCAGUUUGCAUAACUUAAGUAGUGGAACCCCUGAAGCUCGAAAUACUCUAGAUCUAUAGUAUAUAAUCUAGAAAAGAAUACAAUCAAUGCUGUUUAAGAACAUGAUCU